This is a messenger RNA of Ochotona curzoniae (black-lipped pika), 2574 nucleotides long. It is a transcript of the gene LETM2, whose product is annotated as leucine zipper and EF-hand containing transmembrane protein 2. Gene Ontology annotation, molecular function: ribosome binding. Bases 199 to 1647 code for a protein of 482 amino acids. Gene Ontology annotation, biological process: intracellular monoatomic cation homeostasis. The record is from RefSeq and is a predicted model, not a curated record. The transcript is spliced from 11 exons. NCBI's taxonomy places the organism in Eukaryota, Metazoa, Chordata, Mammalia, Lagomorpha, Ochotonidae. Gene Ontology annotation, cellular component: mitochondrial inner membrane.
GGGGCGUUGGGGCGGAGAGGCAGGAAGGAGCUGUGGAGGACGACGCAGAACCAGACACGGCUCGAGGUUUGGGCCCGUGAGGUAAAGUGUGCCCGCGUGGAGACUAGCAACACAUCUGGGUCUCCUCAGAGUGACACCUGACAGAAGACCCUGCAAGACCCCGGUCCCUAUGUUGACUGAUGGAGAAAAAAAGUAAAUAUGGCUUUGUACAGUUACAAUUCGUUUCUAACUCUUGUCCGAACCCGGCUCCCCAUCUGCUUUGUGCACCCUCCACGCUCUUCUCCUUCCCCAUCCCUCGUGUCUCUGCACUGGCCAGGAGCCCCUGUACGGGCGUACACGAAGAACUCCGGAAGCAGAAGGUACACCUGUCCCAGGCUGUUGGGCCACAGGAUGCUCUGCCUACAAACCCAACUAACUCGGAAGCUGUGCACAUCCACCUGCUGGCUCCAGGAGGAUUCUGGGAAACCCCAGCCGGGGCGAUCCCCAGAAAAGCCGCAGGGGGGCAGCCCUGAGGCCACCGCAGAAGGAAAGCGAUCCUACAGGCAGAGGAUCCUGGAUGAACUCAGAUAUUACUACAAUGGGUUCUAUCUGCUCUGGAUCGACAGCAAAGUUGCCACCAGAAUGGUUUGGAGGCUGUUGCACGGGCAGGUGCUGACCCGACGAGAGAGACGGAGGCUCCUGAGAACCUGUGUAGAUUUCUUUCGCCUCGUCCCGUUUAUGGUGUUUAUCAUUGUUCCUUUUAUGGAGUUCUUAUUACCAGUGUUUCUGAAGCUCUUCCCAGAAAUGUUACCGUCAACUUUUGAAAGUGAAUCCAAAAAGGAAGAAAAACAGAGAAAGAAAAUGGCCGCAAAGUUGGAAGUAGCAAAAUUCCUUCAAGAAACCAUCACGGAAAUGGCAAGGAGGAACAAGGCAAAGUUGGGUGAUGCCUCCACGCAACUCUCAUCCUACGUCAAACAGGUGCAGACAGGCCACAAGCCCAGCACAAAGGAGAUAGUUCGCUUUUCCAAGCUCUUUGAGGACCAACUCGCCCUAGAGCACUUAGACCGAUCCCAGCUGGUGGCGCUGUGCAAACUGCUGGAACUGCCGACUUUCGGGACCAACAACCUGCUCCGCUUUCAGCUCCUGAUGACACUGAAGUCUGUAAAAGCAGAUGAUGAAGCAAUUGCCAAAGAAGGCUUGAGGACUCUGAGUGUGUCUGAACUACAGGCCGCCUGCCGGGCCCGAGGGAUGUUAUCGCUGGGCCUCACGGAGGAGCAGCUGCGACAGCAACUCACGGAGUGGCUGGACCUCCACCUGAAGGAGAACGUCCCUCCUUCUCUUUUGCUGCUGUCACGCACCUUCUAUCUGAUUGAUGUGAAGCCGAAGCCAAUUGAGAUACCGCAGAGUGGGGAGGCUCCCAAGACAGACAUGGACCUGCCUGCUUCCUCGGACUCCAGAGAACACAUGGUGGACUCCACCCCUCAGCUGAAGGGGACCAAGGAUGAAGAAUUCAGACAAGCGCCACCACCAGCACCGCCCUCCCCCCUAAAACCAUCGGCAUCUGUCCCGUUACCCAAAGGACCCAUCACUUCUUCCAAAGAAGCAACACUGCAAGCUGAAUCCCGGCAGAAGUCUCAGAACAGCAAAGCUAACUCAAAGGGAGCCUAAGGACGCCAGAAGGAGGAGGGCGCUCACUCUCUCCAGCUUCCGGCUGCCAACGGUGGUGACCAUUGAGGGGCUCCCAGCUCCGACCGACCUGCCAAUCCUGUGUGUGAUGGCAGAUAGAGUCCUCGGGGGCCUUAAGAACCAUCGUAGAUGAUGUUGGCAGCAAGACCCAGUUCAGUGCCUCUUUAGAGGAAUAGGCCUACAGAGUCCAUCUCUGUGCCAUUAAGCACCCACUGGGCUGUGCCCAUCCUCCCUCCCUCCACAAACAUGUACCCACUGGGCAGUGUGUGAGCAGCAUACAAGCUGUCCUCAUGCCCUGGGAUGGGAGAUGGCUUGCAGAAUGGAGUCAGCCUGGUACACUGACACCUCCACUAGGAACGUGAGAGACCCCUAACGGUAGCAGUAGGACCCACAGGUAGAACAGGGUUCCAGAAGGCGCAGUGCCUUCUGAAACAGCAGAGAUGAACUGCCCAGGAAGGUCUAACCGUACAGAAGGAGAAACGGAAGAGUUACAGAGAUUGGCAACAACGGGCUUGGCUGCGGCUUCACUGUUUGGACAGGCCUCGUCCCCUUGGACCGGUCUGUUUGCAGACGGCUACAGGAAAUCUGGGAGGCGGCCACUGGCCCAGCACAUGUGGCUUUCAUUAAGCCACCAUUUUGUAGGAAACAUAAUUAAGGGCUUAAGGCUUGACCAUUUGUUUGUGCCGAGCGUGUCUGUUUCUGGUCCGUUUGUCUUUCACAAGAAGACUGUGUGUCAGUCUCAGGGGCCGCAGAAGCCCACGACGAACCCCGUGCGUCCCAGGAGCCAGCAUUUCAUCCGGAUGCUCACGGACGCAGCUGACCGACAGCUUUCCUCCCCUGAGAAGGGUAAAAAGUAUUUUGGCCUGUGGUUGAUAAAAUUAGAUUUCUUGUUGGGAAAUUGAAGAUCUC